Messenger RNA from Periophthalmus magnuspinnatus, 3412 nucleotides. It is a transcript of the gene lrfn1, whose product is annotated as leucine rich repeat and fibronectin type III domain containing 1. The record is from RefSeq and is a predicted model, not a curated record. The coding region runs from base 435 to 2705 and encodes 756 amino acids. Lineage: Eukaryota; Metazoa; Chordata; Actinopteri; Gobiiformes; Gobiidae. The transcript is spliced from 5 exons. Gene Ontology annotation, molecular function: protein binding.
UAGCCACAUUCCUGUCGCUGUUGAAAUUAAGGUGGGGUUUUUAUUCCAAAGCAGGUAACCGGGAUCCCGCUCUCACACUGAAGACUGCAUGUAGCCUAUUGGAUUUUUUGCACCAACCAGACAAACCUAACAAGAAAAAAAAAUAAAUAAACGCUUCUACGCACGAUGGGAAUAAACCAAUGUAUCUGCAACCGACGAGGGAAAUUUUGCACCACUCUUUAACGUUUGCUUUAUGAGGAUUACUUUGGGCUGCUUUGAAGUAAACGCUGAAAGGAGCAUCCCAAAACAGCACACAAUAUUCUGGUGGUGUUUCCUUGUCAAAAGAGAUUAGACUCACAGCUCUUGGACUCCUUGUUGACGGGCUGGCUGGGAGGGUGAUGUCCAAUCCCACAAUGCACCUCAGGGCUUGAUAUCAGGAGUCUAAGCUGAUCGAGAUGGAGCGGCUGGUUGUAUGCAUGCUCUUGUGUGCAGCUUUGGUCCGGGGCUACAGCUGUCCGGGCCGUUGCAUCUGUCAGCACCUGUCUCCCACCCUCACCCUGCUCUGUGCCAAGACCGGCCUGCUCUUUGUUCCACCCACCAUCGACCGCAAGACCGUGGAGCUGCGUCUCACUGAUAAUUUCAUCACCAUCGUGCGUCGCAAAGACUUCUUCAACAUGACCAGUCUGGUGCACCUGACUCUCUCUCGUAACACCAUCAGUCAGAUCACGCCGCAUGCUUUUGUGGGCCUGAGAGCUCUGCGGGCCCUUCAUAUGGACGGAAACCGCCUGACCGUUAUAAAGAGUGACCACUUCAAAGGACUGGUGAACCUGCGCCAUCUCAUUCUGGGAAACAACCAGAUUCAUGAGGUGGAUCCUAACUCCUUUGAUGAAUUUGUGUCCACUAUAGAGGACUUGGAUCUGUCCAACAACAACCUGCGCAGCCUGCCCUGGGAGGCUAUAGGCCGAAUGAUUAACAUCAAUACUCUUACACUGGACCAUAACCUGAUUGACCACAUUGGUGUGGGGACGUUUACACUACUGACUAAGCUGGUGCGUUUGGACAUGACCUCCAACAGGCUCCAGAAGCUUCCCCCGGAUAGUCUGUUUCAACAUGCCCAGGUCCUGUCCGAAGUUAAAGGCUCUAGCUCCUCCACUUUGGCCGUGAGCUUUGGAGGAAACCCUCUGCACUGUAACUGUGAACUGCUGUGGCUGCGCAGGCUGACCAGAGAGGACGAUUUAGAGACCUGCGCCUCCCCAGAUCACCUCAUGGACAAGUACUUCUGGUCCAUACAGGAGGAGGAGUUUAUUUGUGAGCCUCCUCUCAUCACCAAACAUGUGGCUACAAAGCCCUUUGUGAUGGAGGGGCAGGGAGUUACUCUGAAAUGCAAAGCAGUGGGGGAUCCAGACCCAGAGAUCCACUGGCGUUCUCCAGAUGGAAAGCUGGUGCACAACAACUCUCGCACUAUCCUUUACGAUAAUGGUACCCUUGAUAUUCUCAUCACCACUCUGAAGGAUAGCGGUGCAUUUAACUGUGUGGCAUCAAAUGCCGCAGGCAUCGCCACAGCUGCUGUUGAGAUCAACAUGAUCCCCCUUCCUCUGUUUGUUAACAACACAGCCCACAUGAGGGAAGACCCUGGCCCCUCUGACAUCACCACCUCCACCAAAUCUGGCAACGAUACCAAGGGCUAUGACAAGCAGGACAGGAGAGUCAUGGUGUCCGAGCUGACCUCCUCCUCAGCAGUUAUCCGCUGGCCAUCAGAGCGCCACAUACCCGGGAUCCGCAUGUACCAGAUUCAGUACAACAGCUCGGCAGAUGACACUCUGGUAUACAGGAUGAUACCCUCCACCAAUAAGAACUUCCUGAUCAAUGACCUGGCAGCAGGGCGCGAGUACGACCUGUGCGUGCUGGCGGUUUAUGAUGAUGGCAUCACCUCGCUAACAGCAACGCGAGUGGUGGGCUGUGUGCAGUUCCACACGGUCAAUGAGGUCAGCCAGUGCCGCUUCAUGCACAGUCAGUUCCUGGGAGGAACCAUGAUCAUCAUUAUAGGAGGGAUCAUCGUGGCGUCAGUGCUGGUGUUUAUUAUUAUCCUGAUGAUACGCUACAAGGCCUACACCAGCCCAGAGGAUAACAAGAGCAAGUGCAGCUCCAGCAUGCACUCCCAGACCAACGGCAGCCAGCAGAGGCUGCAGCGCUCAGUGUCCAAGCAACCCUCUGAUGAGGGGCAGGCCCAGGGUCUCAAAGAGUGCAUGGCUCUGGUCCUGCGCGUGGAGAGUGACAAGAAGGAGGAGCCCACAUCCACCACUGCCAUCCUGGAGGUAGAGCUGCCCCCACUGUCCUCAGAGCGCAUGAAGAGGAGGACCAGCCUGGACGCACACUUCUCUGGGCCUCCCUCUGAGGACACACAGACAGACAGCAGCCUGACCGGCUCUACUAUGUCUCUGUGCCUCAUAGGGCCCAAUGCAGGUACCAAAGAGGCUCCCAGGCUCAAGGACAAGAAAAGUGCUCUGGCUAAUAUGGGACUGCUCCCCAACGAUCUGUCACGAACUAGGCACAGAUUUUCCUUUGAUGGUGGGGAUUACUCCAUAUUUCAGAGUCAUAGUUACCCGCGCAGAGCGAGGACAAGGUGGCACCGCUCCACCAACCAGCUCAACACGGAGUCAUCCCCUCUCGCAAACAGGAAAGUUACAUUCAGCAGCACUGAGUGGAUGUUAGAGAGCACAGUGUGAGGGAGGGAGCCCUGUAGCCUGUGUGACAGUGGUAUGCACAUGUACAAACAGACAGAAGCACACAGCCCUGUACACUGCACAUGAGACAAGCACAUUUACCAAGGCAAACUUUGCUGAACUGUUUUUCUCCAUCUUGGCUCCCUGUCGUAUUCCCCAGAGCUCUGUCGAUCAUGUCCUUACUUUAUGCAGCAGUGCCUUACUCUAAAAGAUGUACGAAUGGAGGAUGCUGCUCUCUCAUAAACUUUCCUCUCUUUCAUUGCCUCGCACUCUGACAUUUUGAGUGUUUCUUGGAUUUUUAUUUAUUUUUUACAUUUAUUUUUCUGUGACAUGCCAAGGGAGUGUGAUAUUUGGAUGUGACUGUUUAAGAUUAAUUGUUUAAAAAAUGAGUAAAACAACAUCUUCAUAAAUGUAAAGUGAAUGGCAAAGUAUUAUGUCAAUCAUGUUUUGGGUUCUUUUUAAAAAGAGAAAAAAAAAAAACUUUGCACAGAAGACACGAGAUACAAGGACAAGUAUCACCACCAGUCUAUACAAAUAACAGUAAUAAUGAAAAAGAACUGAAUUUUACAAAUGAUCAUUUAUAAUGUUAGCAUAGGGAGGAUGGACUUGGAAUUUCCUCUAUGGUGGCCAGACUGUAUGAUGUUGAAUAGGUAUUGUGUAUAAUAAUGGGUACUGUAUCUGGCUGGUCUAGAUAAAAGACAAAAGAUACA